AUGCAUAAUAAGCUACAUGGUAAACAAGCGAAUACUCAUAAACGAAGAACAUCAUCUGCUUGUUCUCAUCAAUCACGAGAAGAGUUCAGCGAUUGGCCUCACGGAUUACUUGCCAUUGGAACGUUCGGUACCUUGACCAAAGAUCAAACCCCAAUACAAGAAGUGAUUCAAGAAGAGAAGACUUCUAACAUGCACGUGGAAGGUAGAGCGCAAGAUAGAGAUCACGAUAUUUCUUUAUCCGAUGAUCUUGAAGAUUUUACUCCCGAGGAAGUUGGGAAACUACAAAAUGAGCUGACGAAGCUCUUGACAAGAAAGAACAAGAAGAGGAAGUCUGAUGUGAACAAAGAACUUGCCAAUCUUCCUUUGGAUAGAUUCUUGAAUUGUCCUUCGAGUUUUGAAGUCGAUAGACGAAUCAGCAACGCGUUUUCAGGUGGUGGAGAUUCUGAUGAGAACCAAGAAGACAUUGAGCGUACGAUUAGUAUUAUUUUGGGGAGAUGCAAAGCUAUUUAUACAGAGAGUAAAAAUAAGAAGAAGGGUAAGAGAGAUGUGAGCAAAACCUCUGUUUCUUAUCUCCUCAAGAAGAUGUUUGUAUGUACAGAGGGGUUAUCUCCUAUUCCUAACCCUGGCUUGAGAGACACGUUUCAAGAAUAAAGAAUG
Messenger RNA from Brassica oleracea var. oleracea, 657 nucleotides. RefSeq lists its product as uncharacterized. The coding region runs from base 1 to 651 and encodes 216 amino acids. Lineage: Eukaryota; Viridiplantae; Streptophyta; Magnoliopsida; Brassicales; Brassicaceae. Gene Ontology annotation, biological process: regulation of growth; gravitropism. The transcript is spliced from 2 exons. The record is from RefSeq and is a predicted model, not a curated record.